AUGUGCCGUAGUCAGCUACGUAGUCAUGGAGCCAGAGAAACGUCCAUGGAUAUUCAUAGUUUAUGCGCGCGUCAUAUUCGCCAGCUAGCAGCCACUGCCAGAGAUCCACCAGAUGAGGACGAGGGCAUCUUUGGAUGUUGGCACGGUCAUCCCAAGAGCGCUCCGAAUUCGUCCAUGCGUAUUAUUUUAGUGGGCCGCGACCAUAGUCCAAGAAUUCAUUCCGGGCCAGGGCGGCCUGGGCUUGCGCCAAGUCGAUUCGUCAGUCUGUCAGUCAGUCAUCCCACCAACGCCUCCCUCAGCUCCUCCCCGACGGACGGUCGCCGUCGCCGUCGCCGUCGGUCCGAGGAUAGAAUGGGCCCGUCGUUUCGUUGUCGUGGUGUGCAAGUCUCGGACGAGAUUUGAAUGGCUUCGGGGCCACGAUCGGCGAGGGGGAGGGGGAGCGAUGGAAGGGCGGGAAAGUCCGCCUGGGAAGGGACCGUCUUCGAGAAAUCAGGGCUGCUGGUGAGUCGAUUCUUCGGAAGAUGACGAUGAGGAGGAGGAGGAGGACGACGACGAGCGGAUGCCUCCGCAUCCGAUCUGCCGUCAUGAUGGAUGCGGUAAUUGGCAUAGAUUUGGUCGCAUCCCUUCGACCUCUACAUGUCGAACGGAUGCGUCAAGCGAUUCUUUUUGGCUCGAUAAAGUGAUUCCGCUCUGAGCUGGCUCCUUCGCGUCGCCUGCUGACACGUUUGUCCUCUGUCGUCUUUCUUCGAUGGAAGUUUGGAUUAACUCCAUACGACAUCCGAAGGCGCCUGUGGGAGCCCCACCAGAAUCCCUCACCUUUCAGGAGGUUUCUUCGCUCAUCUCGGCGCAUUAAUUUACAAAUUGACUCCACGUAGGGAGUACAUGGAACAUAUUGUAACGAGGGUUCAGUCCUCUAAUAAUAGCAGUAUGGGCCAUGUGCAUUCAUGAUGUUCGUGUUCGCAGCUCAUUUACUCGAAGAAUGAUCAUGUAACACCUAUGUCAGUAAAAAUAACAUUCUAAAAGCUUUGCUCCUGCACAUCGAAGGAAGUCGAGAGGAAACUAUGAAGGACAUAGCCAGAUGAGUAGGUGCAUAUUGUGUACGAUUUUCCAGACGUCAUCAUUAUGGGUAUGGGUAUCAUCUCUGUUUCACGACCAGUCACUUAUUUGUAUCAUGAUCAUCAGGUAUAGUGAAUCUUCAGAUUCUAUUUACAGAGACAUUCUGCCAGGUUUUAUUUUUAUAUCGAAAUUCAGGUGACUUUAGACGUGAGUCGGCCCGAAACUGAAGUUGAAGUCCACGAAUCACCUUAAGAUGUGAUUUGUCGAUUUCAACUCCAUGCUUGUAGUUUAACAUGUGAACUAGGCCACUGCCACUUUGUAUCACGACGUGGUGAUGGCCCUGCGCAUUUUAAAAAAGUAAUAAAAAUAUAUGAAUAUAUAAAAUUUAUGAAAGUAAAAAAGAAUCC
Marchantia polymorpha subsp. ruderalis is the source of this 1463-nucleotide messenger RNA. The record is from the annotation of a GenBank genome assembly. Lineage: Eukaryota; Viridiplantae; Streptophyta; Marchantiopsida; Marchantiales; Marchantiaceae.